AUGAAUAUUCUAAUUCCAAUGGGUGGUAUUGGUCAUCGUUUUAGCAAAGAAAAUUAUCGUUUUCCUAAACCAUUAAUAAAUAUUGUUGGUCGACCAAUGUUAUUUUGGUUAUUAGAUAAUUUAGAUACGAAAGAAGAUGAUAUUAUUUAUCUUGGAUUAUUAGAAAGUUUAGAAAAACAAUUUAAUCUUGUUCAAACAAUCAAAAUGGAAUAUCCAAAUCGAAAAUUUGAAUCGGUUGUAAUAGAUUUUGAAACACGAGGAGCUGUCGAAACAUUAUUUAUAAUGUUACAAUUUUUAAAUCCAGAUCGUUUAGAUUGUAAAACAAUUUCUCUUGAUUGUGAUACAAUUUAUUUUCAACCUAUCCUUGAAAAAUUUCGUCGUCUACCAAUCGAAAUCAAUGCUUCAUUUUUCUUCGAAGAUAAUGGAGGAAAACCAGUUUUUUCAUAUUUAAAAUUAGAUGAAAAUCUUACGGAUGAAGGAUAUCAUUCAGUAACAGAUGUACGAGAAAAAAUCAUGAUUUCAACUCAUGCAAAUACAGGAGCUUAUGCAUUUCGUUCAGCAAGAAUUUUAAAACAAUAUUGUAUUCAAUUAUUAGAUGAAGCUGUUGGAUCUUCAGGAGAAUAUUAUACAACCAAUAUUAUUAAAUUAAUGUUAGAAGAUCAAGAACGUUUUGUUGGAAUUGAAGUUAAUAUUAAUGAUUUUGUUUGUGUUGGAAUACCUGUUCAAUUAAUUGAUUUUUUAAAAAAGCUCAAAACGGAUCAACAUUCUUAUCCGGUUAGAAAAAUGAGAUUUUGUUUUGAUUUGGAUAAUACAUUAGUUUCUUAUCCAACAAAAUAUGGAGAUUAUAGUACAGUUCAACCAAAAGCACAAAAUAUUCAAUUAGUACGAGAAUUACAUAAGGCUGGACAUUAUAUUAUUAUUCAAACAGCACGAAGAAUGAGAACACAUCAUGGUAAUGUUGGUGCUGUUAUUGCUGAUAUUGGACGAGUGACAUUAGAAACAUUGGCUCAAUUUGAAAUUCCAUAUGAUGAAAUCUUUUUUGGAAAACCAUAUGCUCAUAUCUAUAUUGAUGAUUCAGCUAUUAAUGCAUUAAUUGAUACAGCUAAAGAAAUUGGAUGGGUACUUGAUAAUACUGAGUCCGAUGGAGAAAAAGAUAAAAAAAUUAAACCUUUUAUUACUUCUCGAGAUUUACAUACGAUCGAACAAUUGGAUAAUCUUAUUAUUAAAACAUCGUCAAUCGAUGAUUUACGAGGAGAAAUUUAUUUCUAUGAAAAUAUUCCAUCAAAUAUUAAGGAUUUAUUUCCACGAUUAGAUCGUAUUGAAACAAAUAAAGAUGCGGGAGUUUCAUCACUUGUUAUUGAAAAAAUCAAUGGAAUAACUUAUUCACAUUUAUUAACAAAUUCUGUUUUAACUCAAGAUCGUUUACAAAAACUUUUAUUAUCUUUAAAACGUAUUCAUUUAUCAUUACCAAUCGAAUCUGUCGAAUCUCAAACAAAUAUUUAUUUGAAUUAUUCACCGAAGAUCUUAUCACGUUAUAAUCAAUAUAUUGAUAUUUAUUCAAAUUUAGAUAAACAUUUUCAAUCAUCAUUAAUUCAUUCGAAAGAACUUUGUGAUUAUUUAAUUAAAUAUUUCAAUGAUUAUGAAACAUCUAAACGUGGUAAAUAUAAUUCAAUAAUUCAUGGUGAUCCAGUUUUUAGCAAUGUUUUGUUAACACCACAAAGUGAUGUCAUUUUCUUGGAUAUGAGAGGUUCUCUAGGAACACAACUUACUUUAGAAGGUGAUUUAAAUUAUGAUUUAGCUAAAGUUUAUCAAUCAUUAACUGGAUAUGAUUUUGUUUUAUUAAAUAAAGUCGAUUAUUUCUCAACAGAUAUGGUGAAAAAGUACAUGUCUGAACUUAUUGAAACAUUUCAAACGUUCAUUUCAAAAGAAUAUACAAAUCUUACAAAUUUCGAUGAGUUAAAAAUGAUUACAGCACAAUUAUAUUUCACUUUAAUUCCAUUAUAUAGUGAUUUUCAAAAACAAAUUCAAUUUUAUAAAAUUGCAGUUCAACUUUAUAAUGAAAGUAUUUCACAACAAAUAGAUUCUAUUCAAUCAAAUGACAAACAUUUAUAG
Adineta steineri is the source of this 2112-nucleotide messenger RNA. The record is from the annotation of a GenBank genome assembly. NCBI's taxonomy places the organism in Eukaryota, Metazoa, Rotifera, Eurotatoria, Adinetida, Adinetidae.